AGAUCAAAAGUUAACUAACAACAGUAAGUUAAAAAAAUGCUUAGAAACAGCGACACUUCGAAAAGUUUAAAGGCAGCUAGAAAAUCUAUCGCGGAUCCGAGUUACGUACACAAAAUUGGCGAACAGCCUCUAAAAUACGUCACGAUUGGACAGCUUUUGGAAGAAACGGCGAACAAGUUCGGCGACCGAAAAGCCAUCAUUUCAGUACAUCAAAAUGAAUCCCUGACAUUCUCAGAACUUUUACAGAAGGCUGAUAAACUGGCUGCAGCUUUUAAAAUAUUAAAUUUGGAGAAAAACGACCGCUUGGGAAUAUGGGCCCCGAAUUUAUUGGAAUGGUAUAUAACGAUGAUGGCAUGUGCUAGAGCUGGGUUGAUUGCGGUAUACUUAAACCCGGUUUUUGAAGCCCCGGAGAUAGAAUACUGUAUCAAUAAAACUCAAAUAAAAGCUUUGGUGUGUGCUGAUAAAUUUAAAUACCACGAUCAUUACGAGUCUCUGUUAACUAUAGCCCCGGAACUGGAAAACUGCGAAAUUGGAAAAAUGACAAGUAAGAAAGUACCAUCACUAAAGACCGUGAUCCGCAUCGGUGAGGAAAAUAAAUGCGGUAUUUACAACUUUUGCGAAAUUUUGGACCUAGCGAGUACUAGUGAAGUGGCUAAUAUACAGAAAUUGCAACACAGUAUCAGUCCAGAUGAUGGCUGCAGCCUCCAUUUCACCUCAGGAAGUACCGGAAAACCAAAAGCGGCUGUAGCCACCCACUUCAAAAUGGUAAAUAGUGGAUUCAUGGUUGGAAAAAGACUAGAUUUUUCGCACAACUACCACAAGAUUUGCCUUCAGGUACCAUUUUUUCAUGUUUUUGGUACUGUCCUUGGUAUUAUGGCAUCGUUGAAUCACGCUAGUACUAUAGUUUUACCUACAGACGGUUAUCAACCAGGUAAAAAUUUCGAUGCAAUCAAAAACGAGAAGUGCACGGUCAUCUAUGGAACUCCUACGAUGUAUUUAGAUCUCAUUCAAAUUCAAGAAAAGCGUAAAGAACCUAUUUCUGCCAACAUAGCGUUCUUAGGUGGUGCCCCAAGCUCACCACAUCUACUAGAACAGAUUUUAAAAACCUUAAAUGUUUCGAAGCUUCAUUCGGUCUAUGGACUAACAGAAUGUACUGGAUCAGUGUUCCAGUCAGUUUCAAUAAAAUCUAAAGAAAAGUUUCCAAUUCUUGUGAAUUUUCUCCAAGAACAUAUGGAAGCUAAAGUAAUAAAUGGAAAUGGUGGUAUGGUACCUUUUGGUACUCCGGGUGAGUUGUGCGUACGAGGUUAUGCUAACAUGGUAGGCUACUGGGACGACGAAGAAAGAACAAACGAAAUUUUAGGAAAAGAUGGUUGGCUCAAAACUGGGGACCAGUUCAUUCUUGAAGAAGAUGGAAGUGGAAAAGUGGUCGGGAGAUUAAAAGACAUGAUUUUACGAGGAGGAGAAAAUAUUUUUCCAAAAGAAAUCGAAGAAGUUCUGAUCACAUAUCCUGAUAUUUUGGAAGUACAGGUCAUAGGUACACCACAUAAAAGACUAGGAGAAGAAGUCUGUGCGUGUGUGAGAAUUCAACCACAAUCAAAUUUAACACUUGAAGACCUGAUAACUUUUUGUAAGGGAAAAUUGGCGUAUUUCAAAAUUCCUACGAGAAUGGAAAUUUUCGAUAAUUUUCCUCGAACAACUUCGGGGAAAAUUCAGAAAUUUAAGCUUAUAGAAAUGGUGUGUGAAAGAAACUUUUGAAGAUAAA
Messenger RNA from Zophobas morio, 1762 nucleotides. RefSeq names its product medium-chain acyl-CoA ligase ACSF2, mitochondrial-like. NCBI's taxonomy places the organism in Eukaryota, Metazoa, Arthropoda, Insecta, Coleoptera, Tenebrionidae. The transcript is spliced from 9 exons. Gene Ontology annotation, molecular function: medium-chain fatty acid-CoA ligase activity. Gene Ontology annotation, biological process: fatty acid metabolic process. The record is from RefSeq and is a predicted model, not a curated record. The coding region runs from base 37 to 1755 and encodes 572 amino acids.